Molecule: messenger RNA, 537 nt
Organism: Panonychus citri (citrus red mite)
Lineage: Eukaryota; Metazoa; Arthropoda; Arachnida; Trombidiformes; Tetranychidae
Product: mite group 2 allergen Tyr p 2-like
Exons: 2
Coding region: 1-537 (178 amino acids)
Source: RefSeq, a predicted model, not a curated record
AUGAAGCAAUUAACUUUUAUCAAAUCAUUUCUUGUGUUCUCGUGUUUUUUGAGUCUCCAAUGUCUCAGCCUGAAAAUUGACUUUACUCCUUGUGGCGGUAAAGUUUUGGAAUUACGUCUGUUUGGUUGUCAGAAUGAUACAGAGCCUUGUUUGAUGAAUCGAGGAAUCAAAGGUCGAUUGGAAGUUGAUUUCGAGGCUCCGUUCGAUUCUGAUUAUGUUUAUGCCGAUGUUAGUCAGAAAACUAGUUCGUUCUUAUCUGUAAAUGUCCCUUUGCCAAUAUUAGAUCGAAAUGCUUGUUCUAACCAUGGAUUAACUUGUCCAAUCGAAAAAGGAAAAAAAUACAGUUAUUAUUACGAUUUUUACGUAGACCCAAGAAUUCCAAAUAUUAAAGGCGAUUAUUUCCUCACGUUGUCAACAUAUUGGGGAUACACAAUCGGAUGUGUCAAUUUACCAAUGCAAUUGGUUGAAGUUGAGGCCACAAUCAAACAGAAUCAAAUUAACCCAUCAAGUCAAUCUGAUAAAAUCACUAAGAGUUAA